Physella acuta is the source of this 2308-nucleotide messenger RNA. RefSeq names its product alcohol dehydrogenase [acceptor]. The record is from RefSeq and is a predicted model, not a curated record. Gene Ontology annotation, molecular function: flavin adenine dinucleotide binding; oxidoreductase activity, acting on CH-OH group of donors. NCBI's taxonomy places the organism in Eukaryota, Metazoa, Mollusca, Gastropoda, Physidae.
ACGUAAACAUGUCUGGUCUACUGUGGACGUUACUUGUACUGGUGGCUGCUGUCUGUGUUAAAGUGUUUAUAGUGGACCAGAGGGCUACUCAACACAGGGAUUAUAUGAUAGACAAAUUCAAUGCAUCUUACGAAUACAUUAUAGUUGGUGCCGGCACCGCAGGCUGUGUCGUAGCCGGAAGGUUGUCUGAAACACGGGAUGUCACGGUGCUGUUGUUGGAAGCCGGAGAGAGUGACCUGGGUAACUCCAUUAUCCGAAUACCCGGACUGGCUCUUCUGACCAUGGGUAGUAAUGUGGACUGGGAGUAUUACACUGAGCCACAGGACGGCAGGUUGCAGGGAUUUGUAGGAGGUAGAUCGUUUUGGCCUAGAGGUAAGGUCUUGGGAGGUUCUGGAAGCUUGAACGGCAUGGGAUGGGUCCGUGGUUCUAGACACGACUACGACAGGUGGGCUCAAUACCUGGGCACUGAUGAGUGGGACUACAGACACGUCUUGCCUUACUUCAAGAAAUCUGAGGACAUUAAAGUACCUGAACUAAGGGAUUCAGUGUACCGAGGGAAGGCCGGGCCAGUGCAGAUCAACCACCCCUCGUUUCUCCCUUUCGCUGAGACAUUGCUUGAAGCAGCAAACGCCUCUGGUUACCCAAUCAACCCAGACUACAACGGAAAAACUAUGGAAGGAAUAUCCUACUCCCAACUCAACACAAAGAACAGCGAACGUUGGUCAACAAGCCAGGCUUACAUCCACUCAGACUCGAGCAGGUCAAACUUACACGUGUCCACUCACUCACACGUCCAGAAGAUAACCAUUGAAAAGAAUAAAGCGACUGGCGUUGAGGUGAUUAAAAAUGGCCGCAAGUUCAGAGUUCACGCAAAAAAGGAGGUCAUUUUGUCUGCCGGGUCUGUAGGCUCUCCACAGAUUCUCAUGUUGUCUGGCAUCGGCCCCAAAACACAUUUGGAAAGUUUACAGAUCCCUGUUGUAGCUGACCUACCUGUGGGAGAAAACCUGCAGGAUCACCUGAUGUUUGACCUGGGUGUGAGCAUCAACCAGUCUCUGACCCUCAGCCUCGAUACACUCACCAGCUGGUGGACGAUGAUCGAAUACUAUUUAUUCGGCACAGGUCCCCUCACCUCCCCAUUUGCCGUCCAACACCUAGCAUUUAAAAGUACAACUGCUGCCACAAGAGAAAAAGAUUGGCCUGAUCUGGAGAUCCACUUUGUUAGUCUACUGCCUCAUACGUCCCACCAAAAAUACGGCUAUACAGAUCAUAUCACAGAAGAGAUGGCCCCAAGAAAUGAAGUUUCUUAUGGAUUCAUGUGUUUACCGUCUUUAAUUAGACCUGAAAGUAGAGGGAAGAUAACUCUUAGAUCCAGUGAUCCAUUCGAUUACCCGGUUAUUGUUCCUAACUAUUUAGAACAACAAGAGGAUAUCGAUCUGUUGGUUAGAGGUGUUCACGAGUGUGAGAAUAUUGUAAACUCUGGCCCUAUGAAAGCCAUUGUUGCAGAGUUCACAGAGAAAAAACCCUCGUCAUCGUGUAAACAGCACGAGUUCAAAUCCAACGAAUACUGGGCAUGUGUGAUCAAACAGAGACCUCUGUCUAUCUACCAUCCUGUUGGCACUUGCAAAAUGGGACCAAAAGGUGAUCCAACGUCCGUCGUUGAUUCACAGUUAAGGGUUCGUGGUAUAUCAGGCCUCCGUGUGGUAGACGCCUCUGUGAUGCCAUGGAUUGUGUCAGGGAACACAAAUGCUCCUGUUGUUAUGAUAGCUGAGAAGGCAGCAGACAUGAUUAAAGGGAAGAAACCCUUACCAGCUGAAAAUGUAUGAACUGUUAUUACGCAGUCAACUUUAAAAAGUUAAAUAAUAAUUUCACCUUGUAGCUUUUCAAUAUACACAGGAAUAUAAUUCUAAAUAUAUGUUUUAUUUUGUGUUUUUGUUAGCUGAGAAGCCGCUCUCACGUGGAGUCAGCAAAUAACUUACUGUCAAUUGUUUGUGAAUAGAUUGUCAUAAAAAUAGAUUUAUUCUUGUCCUUAUAGCCUAUGGUUAUAUGAAGUUUCUUGAUAGAAGCAUUUAUUUCAUUAUCUACCUUGCGUUAGCACGCGCGCGCACUCACUCGCACGGAUACACAUUUACACGCAUACACAUUUACAUAUACACACAUUUGCACACACCUCAUCAAAUGUUCAUUGUAAGCAAUUUUUAAAAAAAAUUGUUUUAAUUUUAUUUAAUCAUGCAUUGAUGGUCUUGUUGAUUUGUCGUUGUUAAUUGUAAUUUUAAAAUUACCAUAAUUGUUUUUGUACUAAACCUUAUAA